AUGGCCUCGUCAGGCGAUGAAACACCAGCGCGACAGACAUGGUCUCGUAGAGGUCGCGGCAGACAGGUAGACCGGCCAUACACAUGGGAUGAGUACAUUCGAUUCGCCUUGAUUGACUCACCGGGUUACCGUCUACAAGGCAGGGGUAUCGGCGACUGGCUGCUCAAGAACAUUCCUGAAUGGUGCACCAAUGAUGCACUGGAGUCACGAAUCAGCAUGACGCUGUCUGCGCACGAUGCCAUGAAAGGUAAGCGUUUGUGGAAUCGGAAGAAGCGUCAGGAUAGCGACAGAGACACGAUCGGUAAAGGCGAUUGGUAUGUUCUCGAAAGACGUCUGGUUGAGGACCAGCCGCGAUGGGACCCGGUGCUUAAGCGGGCGGUGUCUCCUUUUGCGCGGACUCAGG
This is a messenger RNA of Recurvomyces mirabilis, 403 nucleotides long. RefSeq lists its product as uncharacterized. The transcript has a single exon. The annotation marks the transcript as partial. The record is from RefSeq and is a predicted model, not a curated record. Lineage: Eukaryota; Fungi; Ascomycota; Dothideomycetes; Mycosphaerellales; Teratosphaeriaceae.